Messenger RNA from Arabidopsis arenosa, 719 nucleotides. The record is from the annotation of a GenBank genome assembly. NCBI's taxonomy places the organism in Eukaryota, Viridiplantae, Streptophyta, Magnoliopsida, Brassicales, Brassicaceae.
GUUUGUUAGUAGAAAGAAAAUGAAAGCAGUAGUGAGCAAGUUGCAUUGUUCCUCGAUGGAGGAGGUGAUGGUGGUGAGACGGCGGCCGCACGUGGUUAACGGCGGUGGCUUUGUGGUGACAGAUUGCAAAGAAAAGAUCGUUUUCAAGAUCGACGGUUGUGGAGUUCUUGGUACCAAAGGAGAGUUAGUUCUCAGAGAUGGUGAUGGCAACGAUUUGCUUCUCAUCAACAAAAAGGGAGGAAUGGUGCAGGCUUUGAGCAUUCAUAACAAGUGGAAAGGUUAUAGUUAUGACUACCAAGGAAGUCCUAAACCGGUUUUCACAUUGAGAGAUCCUAAACACUCUUGCUUCUCCAUAACCGGUUCAAUCCGCAUAUCGGUCCAACCGGUGAAUUGCUACUUUGAUGUUAAAGGGUAUUUCCCGGAUAGGGAUUGUAGCAUCAUUGAUUCCACCGGAAAUGUCAUUGCUCAAGUAAAAGAAUGGAUUGGUAGCAGAGACAUAUAUAAGGUGGUGAUAAAACCAAGUGUAGAUAAAGCUUUUGUGUUUGGAGUUAUCGCGGUUCUCGACUAUAUCUAUGGUGAAUCUACAAGUUGUUGAUCCGCUCAUCACUUCACAUUUCUGUUUGCUAGACUUAGAGUGUGUAUGUUGCUCCUUGUAAAGUUUAGAGACUCGAUGUUGUUUUAUGUAAUAAUUAAGCAAUUAAUAAAUUAACUAUGUAACU